Molecule: messenger RNA, 5227 nt
Organism: Syngnathus typhle (broad-nosed pipefish)
Lineage: Eukaryota; Metazoa; Chordata; Actinopteri; Syngnathiformes; Syngnathidae
Gene: znf503
Product: zinc finger protein 503
Exons: 2
Coding region: 3275-5050 (591 amino acids)
Biological process (GO): negative regulation of DNA-templated transcription
Cellular component (GO): nucleus
Source: RefSeq, a predicted model, not a curated record
AUCCAUUCCGCAGCGAGAGGAAAGAUGCAUACACGCACGGUACGCACGUUACAAUCGAAAGAGUGCUUUUUGUCUCAAAAAGAGUACAUUUUUAAAUUGUUAUUCAUCUUUGUGCUGUUCUUUAGUCAUCUUUUUUUUUACUUUUAUGACACUUUUUACAGCGGAGUUUAGUAAACGAGACAGGUAAUGAUGUCGAGGGACGUCUGCGUGCAUGCAUGCAUUUAAAUUCAAUAAGCUUUGUGCUUUAUUUGCCUUCGAGACUACGAUGCUUGUCGAUGGGAGCUUGUCUCAAUACGAUUUAAAGUGUGCCAUUUUAUUUCCGAUUUUAAAGUUAUUUGAAUAGAAGUGUCGACGUUUCCUGCCUUUGCACAGUUCAAAUACAAACAGUUGAAUUUGCAUGGAAGUCUAACGAGCAUUACAAGCAAAUAUGUCGAAGAACUUUUGUUCAAUAAAUUAUACUUCCAUAUGCUAUAUGAAAGGAAGACAGAAUAAUUUUCAGUGUGUGUGUGUGUGUGGCUGUGUGUGCGUACGCGCGCGCACAUGCAAGGCCAUUCGUCUUGCAGGACAAUAAAAGGAGAGUUUUUUGGGGAGCCUGACACUCACAAUUUAUGGCUGCCCUUCCUCGCCCUAAUAACUCACAUAUUGUGUCACGGACUGUCAACCCCACGCAGAACACAGCCACGCUGUUAUCAAUCACACAUUUUUGCAUAUUGUGUCACACACGCACACUGCAGAAAACCCCACCCUCACAAAAAAAACAAAAACAAAAAAAAAAACGCUGGGAACAUAGUUAAAGUGUGUGCACUUAACAUUUCAAAUGACAAUGUCACGUUUGCCUCUUUGAAGCCUUUUCCUAGUAGUUUCAAGUUAGUCACAUUACAUCUAUGGUGAAAAUAUGAUCUUGAACAAAUAUUUACUAUUUGUAAUGAGCAUCUGUGGGUUUUCUGUUCAGGGGUUUUGUAGACCAAUCACAAUUGCUCAUGAGUUGUUAUCUUAAUUUACAUGCCAGUCCAGAGUACAGGCCAUAGUUUAGCCACCCUUAAUUUACAAACUAACAACAGAAAAAAAUGAUACUGUAAAAAACUAUGGAGUAAAAUAUUAUACUAUAAUAUCCCUAUAUUGUGACUGCUGCUGAUUUGUACUACACCAUUAAAUUAAAAUGAUAUAUGAGAACAUGUUUUCAAUUGUCUUUGCCUACUUCAUCUUGGAGGAAUUAUGUCAAUUUUUUUGGAUAACACACGCAAACACACACAAGCACAUACACUCGCAGACAUACACACAAAAAAGUGCAAAUUAAUCAAUACAAAUUCCAAAUUUACAAAAAAAUAAAUAAAACGUACUGAGGAAAGUCAGUUGUUUUGACUCUACUAUUGAAAUUAGAAGAACGUUGGUUGGUGUGUAUAAAUUGCAAAAUAUUUUCAUUAGACUAACAAAAGAAUACUUUUUUCCCCCCAUUUUAAAAAUCCAAACUUAUUUUUUCUUUUGCACCGAGUGAGCGUCCAGGCCAGGUUUUCUCGUGGUUGUGCCUUUCCAAAAAGUUGACCUGUCAAGGCGAUUACCGCAGAGGGAGAUUAAUAGCAGAGGCGGGUUGCAAUAAUCAUCGUUUUGUUUGAUGUGACAAGCCCGAUAGGCGUUGAUUUACUUACAAACUGAUAGGCUUUUAAUUGAGCGCCGAUGGAGAUGAAAGCAUUGAAAAGACCCCCCCUUCUCGGUACCCCCACCCUUUACUCCCCUUAAGUCUCAAUACUGAUUAGCCCUCUCAGCAGUGAAUAGUUGGAAGCCAUUUUGUACUUUUUCUUUUCUUCGCACAACCUGACAGUCCAUCGCUCUUCCUCUUUUUACACACACAAAAAGAAGGCCCAGCGUUUUUUUUUUCUGCAUUGUGUGCAAAUAAAGGCUAGCCGCCAUCAGUGUGUAAAAUGUCUGCCUUUGUUAUCUCUUUGUUGGGGUUGGCAGGUGGAAGCCAUCUGCAAGCACACACAUCCAAUCACUGCGUCCAAUAUGCAUGGCUAUGAAUUAUUUUUCAUACAUUUGAAUGAUGCUCCUUCAUGUGUCAAAAUACACCCCCUAAAAAAGUUGCUCAACUGAACAAGCAUUCAUUGACAUAAAUCGAAUGGAGCAUUGAGUGACAGCUCUCUUGACAAAUAACUGAUUGAUUGCAUCGACUAGGGGUGAAGAUAGAGAUAGAAAUAGGGGGCGGGUUGUAUAUUAUAGUGAAAACAUGUGACAUUUGCCUCCCCUCCAUCACUUACUUUUUGGUCUAUUCCUGUCAACGCUUGUCUGUUUAAGCAGUGAGCCGGCUGCUUGCUUGGUCGGUUGGUUUGAUGGUUGCUAGGUGGGAAAGCAAAGUUGCUCGGUGGUGCCUGAAAACAUCCAUUUGGGACCUUUUGCAUAAACGUGUUGAAGACAUAAUUACACAAUACUGUACAGUAAUUGCAGCAUAUAUGUAUUCUGUAUUUAUCAAGCAAAUCUCUUGGAAUUAUUUUUUUUUGGGGGGGGGGGCAGUUUCACUAUUCUGUAGGUAACGUUCUUGCAUGUAUGUAAGGAGACAGAGUCGGUACGCUUUUCAGUCGUUUAUUGAACACUGGCAAAACAGUAAAACACACAAUGAGCACACUCACUCAAACUUGCCACCCACUAGGGGCCAUACAUUGAGUAUUUUCUAUACAGUUCGUGUCACAAGGUGCAUUCUGACAGUGGGAGAGAAUGAAUAGCAGUCCCCAUUUCUAUAUCUGUAGUCUGCAAUGUGGUUCAAACCGUCAGCAAUCUGGCGUGAGAACACUAUAAAGGCGAUCUUUGGGGGGGGAACCCCCAAAAAAACGAGCGAGCGUUACCAGCAAGCAAACAUUUAAAGUCUGCCGCGGGGCUACUCCCCUCUCGUGGAGCUGUCAAGGAGGAUGACGUCACAUCCCUUGACCCUCCAAUCACCUCGGGCUGCCAUUUGAUUGGAAGGCGGCAAAGGCUUUCAUCUCGGGACUAAUUCAGCUUCUUUUUUUUCCCUCCUCUCUCCUUCCCCGAGUGAAAACGUCUCCCAGUCAGUCUCCAGUGCGGGACGACACGGAGGGAGGACGCGGACACGGACGCACACGGCGGAAGCAUCUUUCCACACUCGCAGCUUCUACUUCUUCCGCAUCACAAAAAAAAAAAGAAAAGAAAAAAAAGAUCGGGAUUAUUAUUCUCACUCGCCUUGUUUUGGUCCGUUUCGCCCCUUUUUGGUCUUUUCCUUAAUGCAUCCGAGCGAAGCAUCGCCGUCCACUUGGCUGCCCAUUGGGACAUGAGCACGUCGCCCUCGGCGUAUGUCCUGACGAAUCUCGGUGAGUUGAGCGCAGCCUGGGAGCGAGCCAGUCGUCGGGGAAGCAGCGAUAGCGACGAGCCGGCCUCUUCUCUCUUCCUCCACAAGCAGCAGCCGCAGCAGCCGCCGCAGCAGCAGCAGCCGAGGCAGAAGCAGCAGCACUCGGCGCCGCCGUCAGACCCGCUACGGCAAGCCAAGCGACUUCCAGUGAAGGUUUUGAAAAUGCUCACCGCACGCUCGGGACACAUCUUGCACCCGGAGUAUCUGCAACCUUUGCCAUCCACCCCCGUAAGCCCAAUCGAGCUGGAUGCCAAGAAGAGUCCCCUGGCUCUCCUAGCGCAGACGUGCUCCCAGAUCGGCAAGCCGGACCCGCCGCCCUCCUCUAAACUCUCCUCCGUCGCCUCCAAUGGAUCUAGCGACAAGGAUUCUAAAUGCGGCCCGCUGAAGAUGAGCGACAUCGGCGCGGACGACAAGUCCAGUUUCAAGCCCUACUCCAAGCCGUCCGACAAGAAAGAUUCGUCGGGCGGCGGAGGCGGCGGCGGCGGCGGCUCGGACAAAUCUGGUUUCCGAGUGCCGAGCGCCACCUGUCAGCCGUUCACGCCGCGCACAGGCAGUCCCAACUCGAGCUCCUCCGCCUCCCCCAUGCCGGCGGAGGGCAAGUGCGGAGGGGAGCGGGACGACAAGAAGGACUCGGAGUGCGGAAAGAACGGCGCGGACGGCGGCUCGGCCACGUCCAGCCACAGCCGGAUAAGCGUGAGUUGCGGUGGGAUUAACGUGGAGGUAAACCAGCACCAGGAAACCACGCACGGCGCCAAGACCUCCACUUCCUCCUCCGCGUCGGAGUCCUCCCCGGUUACGUCAGUGUCCUCGGCGUCGGUGCUCGGCUCCGGGCUGGUUGCGCCCGUGUCCCCUUACAAGCCGGGUCAAACCGUGUUCCCGCUGCCCCCAGCGGGCAUGACGUACCCGGGCGGCUUGGCCGGGGCCUACGCGGGCUACCCUCAACACUUCAUGCCGCACGGAGGCGGCCUGGUGAACGCGCAGCUGGCCAGCUCUUUGGGCUGCAGCAAGGCCGGCUCCAGCCCUCUGGCCGGAGCCUCCCCACCCUCCAUCAUGUCGGCGAGCCUGUGCAGAGACCCUUACUGCCUCAGCUAUCACUGCGCCAGCCACUUAGCGGGCGCGGCGUCGUGCACGCACGAGUCGGCGGCGGCCGCGGCUGCCGCAGCCAACGCGCUCAAGUCCAGCUACCCCCUCAUGUACCCCACGCAUCCCAUCCACGGAGUGCACUCGUCGGCCCCCUCGUUCAGCGGACACCCUUUGUACCCGUACGGCUUCAUGCUGCCCAACGAUCCCCUGCCUCACGUGUGCAACUGGGUGUCGGCCAACGGACCGUGCGACAAGCGUUUCUCCACCUCGGAGGAGCUCCUGAACCACCUGAGGACACACACCGCGUUCACCGGGGCCGAGAAGCUCAUCUCCGGCUACCCGGGAUCCUCCUCGUUGGCCAGCGCGGCUGCCGCUGCGGCCAUGGCCUGUCACAUGCACAUGCCGCCGUCGGGCCCCGGCAGCCCCGGGACUUUGGCUCUGAGAAGCCCGCACCACGCACUGGGACUCAGCACUCGCUACCAUCCGUACUCUAAAAGCCCGCUGCCCACCCCCGGCGCUCCGGUCCCGGUCCCCGCGGCCACCGGCCCCUACUACUCCCCUUACGCACUGUACGGUCAGAGACUCACCACAGCAUCUGCGCUUGGAUAUCAGUGAAGGGGGAGAAAAAGGAAAAAAAAAAAAAAACUUCGCAAAGUUUAUAAUACAAAGAAUGCAAAUAUAAAGACUUUUAUAUGGACAUAUGGGCGGGAUCCGUGGACUUCUAAUUGUAUUUAUUUAUGUCUGCUUUAAAAAAAAAAAAAAAGCAGGCUGCAAAAUGGAACAAGUCAAAAA